AUGGCAUCACCUUGGUUCGACGUCGUGAAACCUUACAACGAUAUGGAAGUCUCAGAACCGACCGACCGGCCACCCGCCAUUGCUGCCAUCGCUCAGCAUUUUGCGCAACGCAACACGGACGACGAAUAUAUCUGCGGCCUGUGGAAGAGCCUCAUGCCGCUGGGCCUGCUCGCUAGAUUCAGCGUGGAUCAAAACCUCAUAGGUCCACAUAUCGACUAUGGUCCUUCCACCAUGGUUCAGUCAGAUUAUAUUGCACCCUCUUGGGCUUGGGCAUCCGUCAAAGGGAAGGUCCACGGAAACUCUGGUGUCGCCAUGUCGACCUUCGCUGAAUCAGUCAGUGUGAACCUACGUUAUAUUGACAACGACCCAAUUUGGGCGCGUCGCCCCCGGAUCAUCCAUCACGCUAAGGGCACCGGUUCUUGA
Molecule: messenger RNA, 423 nt
Organism: Diaporthe citri
Lineage: Eukaryota; Fungi; Ascomycota; Sordariomycetes; Diaporthales; Diaporthaceae
Exons: 1
Coding region: 1-423 (140 amino acids)
Source: RefSeq, a predicted model, not a curated record